AACAAUUUUCAUAUUUGAACUGUUCGGAGAUACCUCACAUAAGAGUUUCCAUUUAUUUUGGCUCUGUGCUUCUGUUGUUGUUCUACACUGCCGUUGCCUUGUCAUCACGAUUUCUCUAACGUUAUCUUUCUGUUUUUAAUGGCUCAGAACUCACUCCACUUGUACAUUUUUAUGUAACUCUUUCUCCUUCUCCCUCUCCUUCUACCAUGAAAAGCCUCUUCCUUGUAUCGUUCCUUGCACCAAGUGCCCCAGUUGGAAGCAGACCCUUCUCUCAACAUUUAACCACCAAGUGCUUUGGCAAGCAACUUCACUUCCACUCUCGAUGUGUUCUUUUCUCUUCAUACACAUGUUCUGCAACGCUAUCUGUUGUGCCGGAACUACAAGAAAAGGAAACAUUUGAUGGAGAGAAGGCUUCUUUGCUUCUCAAAGAUCUCAGAAAGACCUUUAAUUCAGGGAAGACAAAGAGCUAUGAGUGGCGAAUUUCACAGUUGGAAGGCAUAGCCAAGAUGCUAGAAGAGAAGGAGAAGGAAAUUCUUGAUGCUCUUAAUAAAGACCUUUCUAAACCAGGAUUGGAAGGAUAUAUAUCUGAGGUUUCCCAGGCAAAAUCAUCAUGUAGUGAAGCACUUCAAGAACUGAAACACUGGAUGAAGCCGGAAAAGGUCAAAACUUCAUUCACCACAUUACCAUCAUCAGCAGAGAUUGUGUCAGAACCAUUGGGAGCUGUGUUGGUCAUCUCCACAUGGAACUUCCCUUUCUUGUUAUCAAUGGAUCCUGUCAUUGGAGCCAUAUCAGCGGGUAACACAGUGGUCUUGAAACCAUCAGAAAUUGCUCCGGCAACUUCAUCAGUACUUGCAAAUUUGAUUGAAGGUUAUCUAGAUAACUCUGCAAUAAGAGUAGUUGAAGGGGCUAUUCCUGAAACAACUGCACUCUUGGAACAGAAGUGGGAUAAGAUACUUUACACAGGUAGUGCUAGGGUCGGUCGCAUUGUCAUGGCUGCUGCUGCAAAGCACCUUACACCUGUGAUUCUGGAACUCGGUGGAAAGUGUCCAGCUGUUGUUGAUUCAGAUGUCAAUCUACAAGUUACUGCUAGGAGGAUAAUAGGUGGAAAGUGGGCAUGCAAUAGUGGACAAGCAUGCAUUUCUGUUGAUUAUAUCAUCACAAGAAAAGAAUUUGCUCCAAAACUGAUAAAUGCUUUGAAAGAAGAGUUGAAGCAAUUCUUUGGCGAAGAUCUGAUGGAAUCAAAAGACAUGUCUCGUAUUGUGUCCCCGACCCAGUUUUCCCGGCUGGUGAAGCUCUUGGAUGAAGAUAAAGUAUCUGACAAAAUUGUUUUUGGAGGUCAGAGGGAUGAGAUGAAACUAAAGAUUGCACCAACUAUCUUAUUGGAUGUUCCAGAUGAUGCAAUGGUGAUGCAAGAGGAGAUAUUUGGGCCAAUAAUGCCAAUCAUCACUGUAGAAAACAUAGUAGAUAGCUUUGGCAUAAUCAAAUCUAAGCCAAAACCUCUUGCUGCUUAUCUCUUUACAAACAAUGAGCAGUUAAAGAAGGCAUAUGUAGAAAAUAUAUCUUCUGGAGGGAUGCUCAUCAAUGACACUGUCAUACAUGUUGCGACUCGUGGUUUGCCUUUUGGAGGAGUUGAAGAAAGUGGAAUGGGAUGUUACCACGGGAAGUUCUCUUUUGAUAGUUUCAGCCAUAAGAAGUCUGUCCUCUAUAGAAGUUUUGAUGCAGAUUCAUCCUUAAGGUUCCCUCCAUAUACACCCGAGAAGGAAAAAUUGUUGAAGGCCAUUUUCAGUGGCAACAUUAUUCGCAUAAUUCUUACUUUGCUUGGAUGGUCUUGAAU
This is a messenger RNA of Arachis stenosperma, 1834 nucleotides long. Its product is annotated as aldehyde dehydrogenase family 3 member H1-like. The record is from RefSeq and is a predicted model, not a curated record. Gene Ontology annotation, biological process: aldehyde metabolic process. NCBI's taxonomy places the organism in Eukaryota, Viridiplantae, Streptophyta, Magnoliopsida, Fabales, Fabaceae. Gene Ontology annotation, molecular function: aldehyde dehydrogenase (NAD+) activity. The transcript is spliced from 11 exons. Gene Ontology annotation, cellular component: cytoplasm. Bases 207 to 1832 code for a protein of 541 amino acids.